Molecule: messenger RNA, 1023 nt
Organism: Mercurialis annua (annual mercury)
Lineage: Eukaryota; Viridiplantae; Streptophyta; Magnoliopsida; Malpighiales; Euphorbiaceae
Product: nucleoid-associated protein At4g30620, chloroplastic-like
Exons: 7
Coding region: 69-632 (187 amino acids)
Molecular function (GO): DNA binding
Source: RefSeq, a predicted model, not a curated record
CCUCCCUCACUUUAUCCUCUCAACAGCGUUCACACAGAGAAACCUUUUGUUUUCUCAAAUCCCAAUUAAUGGCAUCAACCGCUGCAAUUACUGUUCGAGUAUCUAACCUUAACGGACUCCCUGGCCGGAGAAAACCUAACUGUUCCUCAUUUCCUUCAGUAGGUCAGCAGCUCGCGUCUUGGUCCGGUCACCAGAAAUCUGGGCAUAGCAGUAGAUCUCUCCGCGUACAUGGUCUAUUUGGAGGAAAAAAGGAUAACAAUGAAAAGAAUGAUGAUGCCCAAUCAAAGGCAGGAAUUUUCGGAAACAUGCAGAAUUUAUAUGAGACUGUAAAGAAGGCACAGAUGGUUGUCCAAGUUGAGGCAGUUAAAGUGCAAAAAGAACUUGCUGUAGCAGAGUUUGAUGGUUAUUGCGAAGGUGAGCUUAUUAAGGUGACACUUUCUGGAAACCAACAACCUAUACGCACAGAGAUCACUGAGGCUGCCAUGGAAUUAGGUCCAGAAAAGCUCUCCCUUUUGGUUAAUGAGGCAUACAAGGACGCACACCAAAAGAGCGUUCAGGCAAUGAAAGAAAGAAUGAGCAACCUUGCCCAAAGCUUAGGAAUGCCACCUGGCCUCAGCGAAGGAUUAAACUAAAAAUAUAGUCCUCUGAUAUACUGGGGAGUAAAGCGUGCUCAAGUUUUGUAAUUGAGCCGGUUAGAAGCGCCUGCUUGUAAGCGCCAAUCUGGAAUUAAACUAAAAGUAUAGUCCUCUGUGACCAUCUUGAAGCCAACAAACAAUCGCCCCCAAAAUCUUUUUUGUCUUUUAGUCUCCUUUUGAGUAGUAAAUUAAUGUCAAGAUUUUGGUAAUUCUGUUCCUGCCUUGCUCCUCUUACUGUUGCAAGGUUAGUCCCUUGUAUACUUCUGCGACUCUGUCCACCCUCCAAUCUAUUAGGAUUUAGGAAUGAUACAUUGAAGACAUUUGAUUGGAACAAAGUAAGCUACAGGGUUCUCAUUUGUGAAAUGAAUUAUUGUUCCUUGUUGCUGAA